Diatraea saccharalis (sugarcane borer) is the source of this 5297-nucleotide messenger RNA. Lineage: Eukaryota; Metazoa; Arthropoda; Insecta; Lepidoptera; Crambidae. The record is from the annotation of a GenBank genome assembly.
GACGUCGUUGUAAUUUCGCAAUUAACAAACAUUAGUUUUCCACGACGAAAUCAACGAAAUUGCGAUUUAGGUCCUCGCGGAGACAAGGCAGCAUCGAUCGUGAUGUAAGGACUCGAGAAGAGCGAGCGCCUAUGUCAGACUCUCAAAUCACGGGGAAAGAGGCCAUGUCAGAUCCCCGCAGGCCUUUCUUCUAUCCAGACAGCAGUAGUGACACAGAAGAUUAUAGGAGAGACAACGAGGAAAGACGCAAAAGGUUGUCGAAACGUAACGGUUUGAAUAUUCGUGGUCGCGUUCCAAAUAUGCCGCCAAAAAAUCAGAUCCCUAGUGCGCCUACACCAUCUACGUCCUCGGCACAGGAACCGCCCAGGAAUGGUCAGAAGACACAAAAUCAGCUUUGCGAUGAUAGAAUAACACUUGUUGUGGAUAACACGAGGUUUGUCGUCGAUCCUGCACAGUUCACUGCCCAUCCCAACACCAUGUUAGGAAGGAUGUUUAGUUCUGGGUUAGAGUUCACCCAUCCUAAUGAGCGUGGUGAAUAUGAGGUUGCUGAAGGCAUCUCAGCCACAGUGUUCAGAGCAAUACUGGAUUACUACAGAGGUGGCAGCAUUAGGUGCCCACCGACCGUGUCUGUGCAGGAGUUGAGAGAGGCAUGCGAUUAUCUGCUGGUACCAUUUGAUGCCAACACAGUGCGAUGCCAGAACCUGAGAGGUCUCCUUCACGAGUUAUCUAAUGAAGGCGCGCGUCGUCAGUUUGAGUCGUUCCUGGAGCGGUUGAUACUACCGCUGAUGGUGGAGUCGGCGCGGCGCGGCGACCGCGAGUGUCAUGUUGUUGUCCUGCUCGAUGACGACACGGUAGAGUGGGACGAGGAAUAUCCGCCGCAGAUGGGGGAGGAGUAUAGUCAGACCGUGUUGUCUACGCCGCUCUAUAGGUUCUUCAAGUAUAUAGAGAACAGAGAUGUGGCUAAGCAAGUAAUGAAGGAGAGAGGUCUCAAGAAGAUACGUCUUGGCGUCGAAGGGUAUCCCACAUAUAAGGAAAAGGUACGCAAACGCCCAGGCGGUCGCCCCGAAGUAAUAUAUAACUAUGUACAAAGGCCGUUCAUACAUAUGUCCUGGGAGAAGGAGGAAGCGAAGAGCCGCCACGUAGACUUCCAAUGCUUCAAGAGUAAAUCUGUCACAAACCUGGCUGAGGCUACGGCUGAUCCUGUCAUCGAGCUGGAUAAUAGAAUCCGUGAUGAGGAACCGCAUGACGUUCAAGAUAUUCCACCUGAAGAGGAAGUCCAGUGAUGCCAGAACCGCUCCACGAGAGCGGUCAGAGCUUUGACGCUGUUCUGUUUCUGGUUGUAAUGUUAAACUAGAACAUUUGUCGGGAUAAUUUUUCAUGUGAAACUUUUAGGACCUCUGUCGGAGAUGAAAGGUUAAUGUAUCCAUGUUUUAAUAUAAAUGAUACUGUAUUUUGGUUUUUGAGUUCUUUUGGGAAGGUUUUAAUGUUAAAUUUUGUAGUGAAAUAUAAUGGAGAAUAACAGGAAUAUAUUUUUUAAAAUACUUAAAAUGUCUAGAUACUGAAUAUGAAAUGCUAAUUUGAAUGAAAUACAUUUUUAAGUAAAUUAUUUAAUGUGUCUUUUGAAAAAUAUUUUGUUUUAUUGUACAGAAGUGUUAAUAAAUAUAUUACAUCAGCCAUUGUCCAGCCUGUAAACUUAAUAUAUCUAUUUAUAACAUUAACAUAUUUAUUUGUGAAAUGGAGAAUAAAGUUAAAAUAUGUACAGUAAAUAUAUUAACACUAUAUGACGAUAAUAUUGCUUUCAAAUCAUAUCUCUGUGCAUGUGAUUGCGACAUAUAUGAUAUUGGAGGAACUUGUAAUUUUGUCUAAAAUAUAUAUUUCAUUCAAUUUUAUAGAAACUAAUAACAAAAUCAAAUAAAACUCAAGAAUUCAAGAUAGUCGCUUGGUUAACUAAAGAUUAUGGGCUUAAUAUCAUGUCAGUUUCUGGGACAGAUGAUAUUUUUUUCUAAAAUCUUAUUAGAUGGAGGUCAAAUUAUCCCGAUAAUAUCGAAAUAAUGGUUGUUAAAGAGUAUUGGAACUUUUGUACGAAGUGUUGGUGAAUAUUUUUAUAUAUAAAGGAAACUUUUUUGUAAAACGCUGUUAAUGCCAUGUGUAACUGUUUGAUACGAUAAGCUUUUGUCAGAUGUAUUUACUAUGGAAAUAGUGUAACUGAUGUUUUGGAAAUAAGAUGUACAUUUUUGCUUGGAAACAUAUAUUUUUUGUAGUUUUAGAACUCUUUCAGACAUAUGGGAACUUGCAAAUCAGUGGUCCGUUUCUAGUGGAAAGUUGAAUCUAGGACCUUAUACAGGGUUAUUAGUAAACUGUUAAAUUAAAACCACAACCUGCAUGACUAGAUAGUUAAUAUCAAAGAUAGAUCUUUCUUUCUUACUUAAAUCAGUACGCGAACGUAGCGGUUUGGUUUCGUAAUAAAGCAUAAUAAAUGAAAAUGUUCCGAAAGAAAUAAAAAAUGAUGAAUCAUUAUUUUCUAGUAUCGAUUUAUGUUAAAGCUCAAACUCAUUGCUUUCAUGUCGUUAAAAAAAGGUUUUUAAUAUUACUUGACAUGAGCCCUGAUGAUAUCGUUACAACACUAGAAAUAUUAAAUAAAAUAAUAAUUUAUGUCUGCCAGAUAUCAUAAAUUCAAUUAAUUGGUAAUUGCAAAAAAAUACGUUUUAAUAUUAUAAAGAGUACAAGGGGUGGAAGUCAAUUGUUGAACUCUUAUACCAAAUGUUAUUUUAUGACGUUAGCUUUCUAGUCCUUCGGGUUUGCUUGUGUUUUAUUAAUAACCAUGUAUAUUGAUAAAUAUACUUACAUAAAAUUACUGCAAUGUUUACGUAAAUAAAUAUGAGAAAUGGAUUCCAUAUCCUCAAAUAACGGAUUAGAAUAGAUGCGAUUCCCAUUGUGACUGAUCGAAGUCUUUAAAUUUUAUGUCUAAAUUUUAUUUUGAAACUUGUUUUAAUUUUUCAGCUUUUGAUUGUCUAUUGAUUACUCAAUUCUUCUCUUUUGUUGGCGAGAUUACCGUGUGUCUAAUCGAACUUCAUACAACCAUCCUUUAAUUCAAAUGUAAUGGUCUUAGCUUUCAAUUAAUACUGGGGCUAUUUCACUUAGGAUUGUGUGCCUAAAAUUGCCAUUCUUUGUCAUAUGAAUUUUGACUGGUUACGCGGUACGAUGAAUCGAAAAGGGGCUUGAGAUGCCAAAAUUAUCAAGAAAUUUACACAGUGGAUCUGCUCGAUUGUUCCAAAACAAAACUCUAAAUAUGUUUUGAAUGUUUAGCAACUUUAUCGAAAUCGAGUGCCGUUUAAUUAUUUUAUUUUGAAACAGCCGCGCUGGUCCUGAGUUAAUUGUACACAAUAUUGUAGUAUUUGUAACGAAUAAUAGACCAAAACGAUUUUUAUCUUACCCUCAAUAAUGAUGUCUGCUGUCCAUAAUUUUUCAUGUAAUUUUGAUCAACGCCCUAUAAAUAUUUAUUUCAUGUAACGGAAAAAGAAAUAGUCAAGAAUUUAAAUAAAUAACUUGAAAUUUACUGUUGGUGUUGCAAUAAAAAAGUAUGAACGUUAAGAACGUGUUACAAGCUAAUAGAUAAUAUAUCUUUUAAAAUCAGUGUUCACUAAAUAAUUGAAUGAGGUCCACUUUAGUAUAACGAUAAAAUUUAAACUUUAUUGAUACGACGCAAAGUUCUAUUCACAAUGGAAGUUCGGAGGUUUAUUUUAUAUGUGAUCCGUAUUUAUAUUAAUUGUGAAAAUUGCAGUCAUUUUCAAGAUAGGCAUAAUUGUUAGUACUUAUGUACACAGCAGCAAUUUGUUAUAAAAUCUCCGGAAUUAAGAGUGGAAAAGAGAGCGACAAGUCAUACAAUCCGGCCAUUGUCAAUAGGAUACAGUAUAAUACCAAUUGAUAGAUUAUGCCUAAUAAAUUGCUCAUAUUAAAGUUUAUACAUUUAGCUAUCACAUUCAGUCGACAUUAUGCGAUAAUGCAUAUUUUAAAGAAUUAAUUGAUUCACAUAUAAUGCUAUUUUAAGCUGAAAUUCCAAGUUACAAAUUCAAUUAAUUAUACAUUAAGUAAUCGCUUUUGAAUUGCUUUGAAACUGCUUUUAUGUAAAUGACUUUUUUGAUGUCAGUAAAUUUUUAUAAUUGAUGAUUAAUAGUAAUAAAAUCACAUAUGUUAUUUCAGUGAAAUGAAAACGCACAAGCGACAAAUAUUUAAUUAUUAAAUUAAAAUUGCAGGAGAACCAUGUUUAUUAGAUACACCUGCACAGACGUUCCAUUUUCGGAAGGCACGAAAUAAUUUUAGCUAAUGGUAACCUUCCACGUUUGCGCGCGAACCGUCUUCGUUUGUUAUUGGUCGAUGUACGCACUAUGUUCAUGUGACGUGUCGACAGACGGUAUUAUGAGUGAACCUUAACGUAACGUAUUAAAGUGUAUUUCAGCAAUAUUCGUGCGCUAAUACUCGUGUCGUAUCGCACGUCAGUACUCGUAUUCCUUCACCUUUAGCUUGCUUCGCAGACGAAUAAUGCCGAAUUAUACAAAUGGUAGCACUAUACAUAGACGUCCUAAAAAUGAUGCACAGCCAUGCAACUUUUGGAACCAGAACCCAUGAAAUAUCUAGUGUAUGGAUUCGUAUCAAGAAGCACAAAUGUCUAAUUAAGUUAUUGGAAUUGUUAGUCCCCUAGAUGGCGUUGUGUAUAUAUUAAUAUCUACACAAAUGUCAUGCGUUCGCGUGUUCGAUUCAAAUAGGUUUUAAUUUUUGGUGGUAAUGGUUCAUAUCUAUUUAUUUAUCGUACAGUCACCACAGACACCACAUAAGAUUACUAAAUAAAUGUCAAAUAUCUUCAAUCGAUUAUAUAAUAAACCUUAAUCUGUUGUUAGUUCAGAAUUUAAUACGAAGUUUGAUCUUUUGUAGGAUUCCGUGUGCUGAUAUUAGUGAUAAAAUAUCCAAAUAUUAGAAGGGUUUGUAUUUUAUUAUAAUUGGUAAUAAUCACAAAUGUUUAUUUCUUUUAAUUUUUUCUGCUCGCAUUCAUGUUUUUUAUUGUUGCAAUGUACAAAUCUGCUCACACCUAAUGUAAAAAAAUAGUUUUCAUUUACUUGAAGGAAACAGUAUUUGUUAUAUUAAUGGCAGUUUAAAAUUUAAUUUAAAAAUGAUUUUGUGUAAUUAAAUUUGUCGACCAUAUUCCAAGUUUAUGAUUAUAGAUAUUUAUAUUUAGCUAUACAUUUGUUGUGUUAAAAUAUCAGUAACUAUCUUAUUAUAACAAGUAUCAACAAUAAAAACGU